Rotaria sp. Silwood1 is the source of this 1176-nucleotide messenger RNA. The record is from the annotation of a GenBank genome assembly. NCBI's taxonomy places the organism in Eukaryota, Metazoa, Rotifera, Eurotatoria, Philodinida, Philodinidae.
AUGUCUUGGAAUUCUACUGAUGGUUCACGACUUAGUAAUUAUUCAAGUUAUCCUUUUUAUUACAAAUCAAUUAUUGAAUUAAAAACAAGUGAAUUAAAGAAGAAAGAUUUCGAUCAAAUAGCCAGUUAUUCCACUUCUAUAUUACGUUAUUCUCCUGGUCGAAAAUUCAUCAUAGGUUGUUUAGCAAAUUUUGAAGAAACAAAGUUAAGCAUGGUUUUAUAUGAUGAUACAUUAAAUCAGAUCAAGUAUAUAACACAAACUAGAAUUACACAACUCACUGAUCUACAAAUAUUAACAUUAUUUUUAAGUUUAUCAGCUACUCAAUUAGUUUAUAAUGAUAAAUUUAUAAAUAUACUUUCAAAUAAAAAGAUAACAUUUUUACAUUAUUUGGGACGUGGUAGUUCGUCGUUUGUGUUCUAUUCUGAAGCUCAACAAGAACAACGGACAAAAUUUGUUUUAAAAAUCUCAAGACAAAAUUGUUCUAAAGAAAAAUUUAUAAUUGAAGAAAUGAACAAAAUAAAACCCAAAAAUAUGAAUUUAAUUCAAUGUAUGGAUAUGGAUUUUGAUGAUGAAAAUGCUGAUUAUUUAAUUGCAUUUAAUUUACGUGGAGUUAAACUUGAUGGAAUAUUCAUACAACGUUUUUUAGAUAAUACACAAUUAUUGAUUAAUACUUGGAAACAAGCUAAUUUAUGUUAUAUACAUAGUGACAUUCGAAUUGGAAAUACGAUAAUGAAUGAUAAUAUGUUAUAUAUCAACGAUUAUAGUAGUGCUGUACAACCAAAAACCCCAAAUUAUUAUCAAGGGUGUUUAUCUACAGCAUCAAAUAGUAUACUAAAAAUUUUACAAUCAAAUAAUGAAAAAAUAUCAUUGUAUUAUACUGAUGAUGGAAUUUCGUUUUUAAAAAGUAUAUUAUUAUUAAAACCUUAUUUUCAACAUUAUACAUCAAAUAUUUUAAAAGCAAUUGCAGAUAAUGAGACAUGUGAUAUUCUACUAAUUUAUGAAUAUACAAUGAAAUUAUUUAAGGAUAAAAAUAUUAUUAAAACACUUGCAUUUUUAGAAGAAGAUAGAGAAAUAUUAUCCAUCGAUGAUUUAAAUGAUAUAAUAAUACGUGCAUUAGAAACUGAAAAAACAGAUGACUAUCAUAUUGAUGAAUAUUUACAAAAGUUGAAGUUAUAA